Messenger RNA from Volvox carteri f. nagariensis, 2175 nucleotides. RefSeq lists its product as uncharacterized. The record is from RefSeq and is a predicted model, not a curated record. Bases 1 to 2175 code for a protein of 724 amino acids. The transcript is spliced from 13 exons. Lineage: Eukaryota; Viridiplantae; Chlorophyta; Chlorophyceae; Chlamydomonadales; Volvocaceae.
AUGGAACCGCCCGGGCGGCAAUCGGCGCGGUUAAGAGAAAAAGCGGAAAAGAUUCGCACUCGUCCCGACGCCGAGGAGGAGACCGAGGAGGCCAAGUCGACGCAAUCUUCAACAUCCAAUCAGUGGCAGAUGUUUCGGUCGCAGCUGGCCCCCAACCGCCCUCUUCAUGCUGACGAGCCCGCUCUGCCCGACGCCCUCCUUGGAGCGGGUGGCCCCGGGCUUGAGGACCAUGUGUCUCCGCCCCAGUCCACGGACCUUCCUGCCGGCAGCAACGACGGGCUGAGGAACGUCCUCAAUAAGCAACUCCUGGAGUUAGAGGAGAUGUUAUUAGAAUCCAACCAGGAGAAGGAAAUGGCAAAACAAGCUAGCGCCUGUUUCCCUCCGGCCGGAUACUACCAAAGCAUCGACGGCACACUUUGCCGCCUGGCUGGAGGCCAGGCACAGCAGCCGUCGCGGCGGGCGGGCGGUGCAGCGGCUGGCGGGGUGCUGGCUGGCGGGCUUUGGCAUUCUCUCGGUGACAUGCUCGCGGCACAAAUCAAGUGCGGUCCCAUCGGCCUCAGUAUGCAAGGACAGCACCAGCUGUCAUCGCGGUGUGCGGGAGCGUCUGGAGCGGCGGGGCUGGCGGGUGGUGCAGCGGCGGCAGCGGCUGGUGGUGCAUCGGCUGCCUGGCCUUGGCCCCCCAUCAAGCGGGAGCCCGACAUGCAAGAGGCCAUCAUCGUUAGCGACAGCGAUGACAGCCCGCCCCCUUGCAUGGCGGGAGGACAGCACCAGCUGUCGUCGCGGUGUGCGGGAGCGUCUGGAGCGGUGGGGCUGGCGGGUGGUGCAGCGGCGGCAGCGGCUGGUGGUGCAUCGGCUGCCUGGCCUUGGCCCCCCAUCAAGCGGGAGCCCGACAUGCAAGAGUCCAUGAAUAUCAGCUACAAUAGCGUGCCCCUUCGUGUGGGAAUCGGCCGGCAACAGCAAUCAUCCCAGCGUGCAGGUGGUGCAGCCACGGGGCCGGCUGGUGGUGCAGCGGCGGGUGGUUCAGCGGCUUGUCCGGCGGGUGGUGCAGCGGCUCGCGGGGGAGCAGCGGGAGCGGCUGGCGGUUCAGCGGCUGGCCGGGCUGGGCCCAUCAAGCACGAGCCCUGUGCUCAAGGACUGGCAGAGAAUGACGGCCGGCCAGUGUUGUCUCCUGGGGCUCAUACGGGAAGGAGAGCGUGUCAAGUCAGAGCUGAUCAAGCAGUUCCAGGCUGCUGGUGGAACACCACCACAUGGGUGGCGGAGACCGGUGUAGCCGACGAGUCCAUUGCAGCCUUCUUCCGGGCCGUUGAGGACGGUGUUGCCCAUUUGCAUGCACGUCAACGAAAAAGCAUGCUUGUGUACAAUGAGGCAUGGAAGAGGUACAAGCACGGCAAGCCACUCAAGGCCACACUCGACUCGAAGCACAACAAGAUCAUGCAGCUUCAGAUUCAAUACCUGGCUUUUUUCCUGGAGUGCCUCUGGGCCCUCAUGAUGCACCCACCGCCCAACUCGGACGAGUGGUGCAACCCGACGAGGUGGUGUUUCUUUUACCACGUCGCAGUGGAGGGUGCCUGCCACUGGUCGCCCCAAAAUCACAUCGGCAUUCUGAACAUCGCGCUGCUAUACAUGCCGGUCAGCACUAUCAACACACCAGACGACAACAGCUUGCCGGCGCUGUACAGGGAGGUGGGCUUCAUGGUAAAGGGCCAGAAGGACACCAAGAAGCCCUUGAGCCAGUACAAUACAUUGCAGGAGGUCUUGGCCGGUCUGGAACUGAACGUGACCGAGCAUGUGGACAGCGUGCUCGUGGGGCUGCCGUGGCCGCCGGGCUGGCCUGUCGUCUGGGGACCCCAGCAGCGUGGCACUGAUGGCGAAAGGCUCGUCAGCACGUUCUCCGUGGUUGUACUGGAUGGGGGUCUGGCGCGCCCAGCGAGCCUACUCGGCUCGGGCAAACUGUUCAGCAAGAUUCCGUAUGUCAGCGCACUGCGGGUCUUCAAGGACAAGGCGACAAUCGUGGAGAUGGAGGUCUAUGCACGCAAGAACGUGCUGUCCCUGCGCAAGGAAGAUGCCUGGUGGUCGACGCCUUGCAGCGACCCGUCUGCCUGGGAGCCCCCGGCCCUCCCAGGACCGGACAAGGUGUACAGCGAGGUCUUCAAGCUGACGGGGCUGGCCGACUGA